AGCGACAACGCGUCGUACGAGUCGUUCGUAUGUCACGGUCUGGUCUACGGCCUGAUCGGUGUCUUCCAGUCGGACAAACUGGUGCUCAUCAAAGAGAGCCAAUCCAUCGGCGAUUUGCCCCACAAUCACAAUGUAUUCAAAAUACGAAAGAUCGCUAUCAUUAGCCUCUCGGCCGCCGAACCCAUCGCCGCCGACAUCGCGCUCGACCCCUGCAGUUCACACAACUGUACUAAACCCGUGUCGGAUCCGUUGGCCACCGAAGGCCAGCCAACGCCCGCCACCACCACUGAAUUGGCAGCUCAAUCGCAGACACAACCGACGGCUGCGGCGCCGCCGCACCAGCCGUCCAGUGGUGUGCAGAAGACCUGGAAUCAGAUCAAAUGGACGGCCUCUCACGUGAAGCCGCGAGUUGUGGCCAGAAUUAACCCAAACAACCAAAACGAGUCCAAAGACAAGACUGAAAAGAGAUUGAUUGAUGUGAGGACACGAUCGCCACCUGAAUUGUACAAAAUGUUUACCGAAACCGAGUCUUUCUAUUAUUCACUUUCGGGUGAUUUAACGAAUUCACAGCAAAGACAACAGAAGCUGAGCGACGAGAAGUCCUGUCAACAG
Molecule: messenger RNA, 612 nt
Organism: Medioppia subpectinata
Lineage: Eukaryota; Metazoa; Arthropoda; Arachnida; Sarcoptiformes; Oppiidae
Source: the annotation of a GenBank genome assembly